This is a messenger RNA of Zophobas morio, 1155 nucleotides long. RefSeq lists its product as uncharacterized. Gene Ontology annotation, cellular component: mitochondrion. NCBI's taxonomy places the organism in Eukaryota, Metazoa, Arthropoda, Insecta, Coleoptera, Tenebrionidae. Bases 265 to 1062 code for a protein of 265 amino acids. The transcript has 3 exons. The record is from RefSeq and is a predicted model, not a curated record.
UAAAUAACAAACCGUUAAAUAAUACAAUUACGUCACUCAAAACCCGUUUCGUGCUGUUUCCAAAUGUAAGUCGUUUUAAAAAACUCGUAAAAUUAUCAGUAAUUGAUUUGUUCGUGACCGGGUCACGUCAUACGGUACCACACGCUUUUUGUCAAAAUGAUGCCUAAAUAAAUAUUCCGGCUCGGAAAAGUAUUAUCGGUGUAGAACUUACAGUAAAUUUUACAAGUCGUAGCUGUUUUGAGGUUAUGUUGACAAAUUUCCACAAUGGCAAAUAUAGUAGUGAGGAGGUAUUUGGGGCGAAAUUUAUUCAAGUUGAAGGAACCGACACACUUUAUCAACCACAGUCGAUGUGCAAGUGUUUUCGUCGUUAAUUUUAACCAGAGGAACGGCUCGCUAUUUAAUAACAACCCUCAAAAAUCAGUUUUUAUAAGACCGAGUCAAGUACAGUUUUUCUCAGACAAACCCAGCGACAAAUUUAAAAAUGAACAGCAGCUUACUUUAUUUCAAAAGUUUAAACAGAUGUAUAAAGAUUACUGGUAUGUUCUGGUGCCAGUUCAUCUAGUCACGUCAGCAGCAUGGUUUGGUGGAUUUUAUUAUUUAGCUAAAAGUGGUGUUGACGUCGCAGGUAUUUUAGAAUCAUGGAAUGUCAGUCCACGUAUUACAAGUCCUCUCAAAGAUUCCAGUAUGGGGUAUAUUGCUAUUUCAUAUGCCCUUUAUAAAAUAGCAACCCCUGCAAGGUAUACAGUCACUUUAGGAGGAACCACUGUUUCCAUUAAUUAUUUGAAAAAGUGGGGUUACAUCAAACCAGUUCCCAGUCCAGAAAAAUUGAAAGAAAUGUAUCUAGAAAAGAAGGACAACUUGAUGGAAACCAUGAGGGAAACCAGAGAUGGUUUGAAAGUGCAGUCAGAGAAACUGAAAGACACGAAAGAUCACAUUAUUGAUGAUUUGGACAAAGGUAUUCAACACAUCAAGGGAUUAGGUGAUAAAAUUAAAAGUAAGGAGGGAGAGGAUGAGGGGGUAACAAAAAAUAAGAAAAAAAAGUCUAAAGAAGAUAAGAGUUAACUUUUUGGAAUGUUUAUAGUGGAUAGGAUACAAAAUAUAUAUUUAUUUUGCAAGGCAAACUUCCUUUAUUAAUAAAAUAUUGUUUUAUUUUAA